CGGAGAGAGCGGCGGUCCGGGGGAAUUCCGGGGAUCCUUGGCUUGGGAAAUGGAGGGAUCUCCAGCCCCGCAAGUUGGUUCCAGGCAGCUGGCGGAGGGACGCUGGCACUGAAUCAAGAGGCGGAAGUGAACGGAAAUGGCACCAUAAAGGUACCAGCAGUGACCUAGAAAACCAGGGACAAGUCUGGGCAUGAGUUUCAUCAUCCAUUGAUGUUGUGAGGAACUCGGGUGCCAAGAGAGCCGUGAGACAGGGACUUGGCCGGAAUCAUGCUGCCUGCUCAGCUGGGACCAAACGCACGGCAGCGCUGGCAGAAAGUGUUGUAUAAAAGGCAGCCCUUUCCUGAUAACUAUGUGGACCAGAGUUUCCUAGAGAAGCUACGCAAGAACAUCCAUGCCCGCAAGUACCAGUACCGGGCGGUGGUGUUUGAGUCCGGAGUGGUCAUACAGCAGCUGUGCAGCGUCUGCGUCUUUGUUGUCAUCUGGCGGUACAUGGAUGUGGGGCUGCUGGCUCCCCAGUGGUUAUUUGGCGCUGGCUUGGUGACUUCCUUGAUAGGUUACGUCCUUUUUGACGCAUUGGACUCGGGAAUGGGGAGAAACCAGAGCGGCCAGACGCGUUGGGCAGAUCUGAAAAACACGGUGGUGUUUGUGGCCUUCACCUACGGCUUCUCCCCAGUGUUGAAAACACUGACUGAGUCCAUCAGCACAGACACCAUUUAUGCCAUGUCUUCUCUCAUGCUCCUAGGACACCUGAUCUUCUAUGACUACGGCGCCAAUGCUGCCAUUGUGUCCAGCACUCUGUCCCUUAACAUGGCCAUCUUUGCCUCGGUCUGCUUGGCCUCGCGGUUGCCUCGCUCCUUGCACGCCUUCGUCAUGGUGACAUUCGCUAUCCAGAUCUUUGCCCUAUGGCCCAUGCUGCAAAAGAAGCUCAAAGCCCGGACUCCCCGCUGCUAUGUUGUCGCCACUUUGCUCUUUGCUCUGUCUGCCUUGGUGGGCCUGCUGACCAUCUCCAGCGUUGGCAUGGUUCUCUUUGCCCUUCUUCUCGUCUCCAUCUCCUGCCUGUGUCCCUACUGCCUCAUUAAGCUGCAGCUCUUCAAAGACAACAUCCACGGGCCUUGGGAUGAAGCUGAAAUCAAGGAAGACCUCUCCAAGUUCCUCAUGUAAAGCAGGCGAGGCCCUAAGAAAGGCAGCUGCUGAUGCCAAAACAAAAAUAAAACUGCAUCUCCUCUGAGACACUGGGGCCUUGUGAAUAGGCGUGGGUCAAUCUGAACUUCAUUCUAUCAUUUAUUACUGCAGAUCAUGGCAGAAGUAUCAAAGGUUGACAUAGCCUAAAAGGACAAGAGUGACCCUGCUACCAGUCUGAUCCCAGCCUUGUGUCCUGAAAGGCAUUCAGGUCUAUUCUGACUUCCUCACACCCUGCAUAAAGGCCAGCACAUGCUGAUUUCGUUACCAGGUACAGUCUGUUCAUCCCCUGAAUGGAGACCAUCAAAAUAAUGUCAGGGUAAUUUGAAGGCAGAGACAAAAGGGAACCAGCUCAGUCACAGCCAGCUAGAAGGAGAGUCUUCCAAGCUCUUAAUUUGCAAGAUGGUGAGGUGAUAAAUGGGCAUGAACUCUGGGGGAAAUACCUUGGGAACUCUGGGAGUUGCUCACCUCAAAGCCUCCUCCCUUCUCCAUGAAGGAAAAGGGUAGAAAGGAACCCUAAAAUGUGUAGCCAGUGGCUCUCCUAGCUCCCACAAGGACCUUCAUUCAGUACCCAAGGAGCCAACAUGCACGUGCUUAAGGACAGGUAUACUCUUCCUCCCCAACUCUCCAUUUCAUCUCUCUUUAGAUCAAGGUGUGUGUAUUGCAGGAUUUGCUGCCUGCUUACAUUGCAAUUUUGCUGUCUGAAGCAGCAUUUAUAUAUAAUGCAUGUCUCUUCCAUGUCAUAUAAUAAACCAACUUUCUCUA
Messenger RNA from Podarcis raffonei (Aeolian wall lizard), 1944 nucleotides. RefSeq names its product phosphatidylinositol glycan anchor biosynthesis class C (gene PIGC). Gene Ontology annotation, biological process: GPI anchor biosynthetic process. Gene Ontology annotation, cellular component: glycosylphosphatidylinositol-N-acetylglucosaminyltransferase (GPI-GnT) complex; membrane. The transcript is spliced from 2 exons. NCBI's taxonomy places the organism in Eukaryota, Metazoa, Chordata, Lepidosauria, Squamata, Lacertidae. The record is from RefSeq and is a predicted model, not a curated record. The coding region runs from base 268 to 1161 and encodes 297 amino acids.